This is a messenger RNA of Fraxinus pennsylvanica, 2058 nucleotides long. The record is from the annotation of a GenBank genome assembly. Lineage: Eukaryota; Viridiplantae; Streptophyta; Magnoliopsida; Lamiales; Oleaceae.
AUGAAUAAAAUUCUCACAGUAUUUUGUGUACUUCUCUUGUUCUCUUAUCCUUCUUGUGCAUUGCCCUUGUGCACUGACUUGAGAGCACCUACAACUCCAAAGAGCAGUUUAGCAUUCUGUCCAUAUAAUGGAAAAUCCUGCUGUAAUCCAUCAGAAGAUCUGGCAUUGCAGAAGAGGCUCCAGGCCAUGAACAUUUCUGAUACUGCCUGUGCCUCAGCUGUGAAAUCAAUCCUCUGUGCAACUUGUGAUCCAUUCUCAGCAGAGUUGCUUAAGGUAAAAUCGGAUCCUCGUACUGUUCCAAUCCUUUGCAAUUCGACUGCUGGCACAGCUGUCUCAUCUUUGUCAGAUAACGACUUUUGUUCAACAACAUGGAAUUCUUGUCAAAAUGUACCGAUCCUGAAUUCUCCCUUUGCCCCUUCAUUACAAAGUAAGGCUCAAGUGCCACAAAAUGCCAGCUUAUCCAAACUCACUGACCUCUGGCAAUCAAAAUCUGAUUUUUGUAACGCAUUUGGUGGUGUCACGGAUGAGAUUUCCCUUUGUUUUAACGGUGAAGCAGUCUCUCUUAACAAAACCAACACUUUGCCUCCACCAAAAGGCUUGUGUUUGGAGAAAAUUGACAAUGGAUCUUAUCUUAAUAUGGUGGCUCAUCCAGAUGGUUCCAACCGGGCUUUCUUUUCUAACCAGGCCGGGAAAAUUUGGUUGGCCACUAUUCCUGAUCAGGAUUCAGGAGAGGUAAUGGGACUUGAUGAGUCGAGUCCAUUUGUAGACUUAACAGAUCACGUUCAUCUUGAUACUAGUUUCGGGAUGAUGGGAAUGGCUUUUCAUCCAGACUUUGCAAAAAAUGGCCGUUUUUUUGCAUCAUAUAAUUGUGACAAAGAGAAGUCUCCAGGAUGUGGCGGAAUUUGUGCAUGUAAUUCGGAUGUAGGAUGCGACCCCUCGCAGUUAGGUUCUCUCGAUUCAGGACCGCAUUGCAAGUAUCAGACCGUUGUUUCAGAAUUUACUUCUAAUGGAACUGCUUCAAAUCCAUCGAUGGCUGAAAAGGCCAGUCCAUUUGAAGUAAGAAGAAUAUUUACAAUGGGGCUUCCGUUUGGAGCAAAUCAUGGUGGCCAAAUACUUUUUGGGCCGGAAGAUGGAUAUCUAUACAUCAUGAUGGGAGAUGGUGGAAGCAAAGGAGAUCCCUAUAAUUUUGCACAAAAUAAGAAGUCAUUGCUCGGAAAGAUAAUAAGGUUCGAUGUGGACAAUAUACCAAGUGAAGAGGAGAUAGUUAAACUUGGACUGUGGGGAAACUAUUCUAUCCCACGGGAUAAUCCUUAUUCCGAAGAUAAAGAAUUGCGGCUGGAAAUUUGGGCCCUCGGUUUAAGAAAUCCGUGGCGUUGUAGCUUUGAUUCAGAAAGGCCUUCCUAUUUUCUCUGUGCUGAUGUUGGACAGGAUCAAUAUGAAGAGGUAGACAUCAUAUCAAAGGGGGGAAACUAUGGAUGGCGUGUUUAUGAAGGUCCUCUUGUUUUUAAACCUCAGCAAACUCCGGGGGGAAAUACUUCUGCUAAUUCCAUCGAUUCAAUUUUGCCCGUAGUGGGAUAUAGUCAUUCAGAGAUAAAUAAACUAGGAUCUGCAGCAAUAUCAGGAGGAUAUUUCUACCGUGCCAAGACUGAUAUGUGCACAUACGGAAGUUACUUGUAUGGAGAUUUAUAUGCCAAUCAUAUAUGGGCAGCAUCAGAAACUCCCCAAGACAGUGGAAACUUUUCUACAACAGAUAUCCCUUUCAGCUGUGCUCCAGAUUCUCCUAUCAAGUGCAGCUCAGUGCCUAAUAGCAAUCUUCCUGCUUUAGAAUACAUUUUCUCAUUCGGUGAGGAUAACAGGAAAGACGUUUUCAUUCUAACACAAAGUGGAGUGUAUCGAGUUGUUCGUCCAAGUCGUUGUAAUUAUAAGUGCUUAAAGGAAAGGGUAAUAUCUACACCUAGUCCUCCUCCCCUGGCUCCUUCUCCUGCUGACCUUACUACUCCACAUUUCAAAUUUAUGCUUAUCUGUGUAAGUUUGCUUUUACUAGGAUUUCUUUUGUAA